Messenger RNA from Fusarium pseudograminearum CS3096, 1461 nucleotides. RefSeq lists its product as uncharacterized. Gene Ontology annotation, molecular function: transcription cis-regulatory region binding; zinc ion binding; DNA-binding transcription factor activity, RNA polymerase II-specific. The coding region runs from base 1 to 1461 and encodes 486 amino acids. The transcript has a single exon. Lineage: Eukaryota; Fungi; Ascomycota; Sordariomycetes; Hypocreales; Nectriaceae. Gene Ontology annotation, cellular component: nucleus. Gene Ontology annotation, biological process: positive regulation of transcription by RNA polymerase II. The record is from RefSeq and is a predicted model, not a curated record.
AUGCCGAGGUCAAAACUCAAUCUUCCACGGGGCAAGCCGCGAGGCUUACGCCGAGAUCGGGACUGUCGGACCUGCAAGGUUCGAGGAGUCAAGUGUGAUCUGAACAGACCUCAAUGUCUCCCUUGCGUCGAAUCUGGUCUGGCUUGUGGGGGCUAUCCUCAGAGAGUCGUUUGGGCGGCGAGUCCUGUUGUGACACCAGUCUCCAGACUUUCUUUGCCAUCUCCUGCCGAGCAACCGACUGAGCCAAGGCGCGGUUUAUCUGACGAAGCAAACAUAUCAUCAUCAGCCGAGUUAAGAAACCCAAGUUCUAUAUCUGCGAAUGAUGGCAAUGACUUCACCCAGAAUUCAUUGGCUGCAGAUCAGCCUCAUAUUGUGGAACAUCUUCUCGCCUUUGGUCACAGCUUGAAAGUGGCAAGUUUGGCAUCUGGUGAUAACACAAACAAUUUUCAAACAUCAUCAUCAGACCAGGGAUUAAGGCUCAUUGCUCAAGUCGACAACUUUCUACAAGCAAGGAUCAGGAGACGCAGAAGAUCAGAUUCUAGUACAACCUCGCAUCCCUCAACCUUAGCCUUCUCCGCUGCGGAAUCCCUCCCUCCUCAAGAUGUGGAAAACGAGGACAUAUUGGUCUAUCACCGCCUCGAAGCACUCAAAAGCCUUAGUCAAGCACUCAAUACUGCGGAUCCGGCUGCUUUUCUGGGCAUCGCCGUCUUUGCCUUUUUCGAGGUUGUGAUGGAUGGUGUCUUUGGUGAAUGGGACUGCCACCUGCGUGGUGCGCGGUCUCUUCUCGAUUAUCACUGCCAGAACAGUGACGAGUUCCAGCAACUAUCCAACAAUUUCAUCGGAUUUGAACAAAUCGUUGCAUAUUUCGGCUGGUGGGACACAAUUGGUGCCGUUGUCAGGCAAUCGACCAACAGGGCUGUUGGAGACCAGCAAGGUCUCAUCUUCGACGAUUGGCAUCGCAAUACUCUCACGAAAGAUUUUCUUGACAUGGUUGGGUGCCCGGCUGAAACAUUCUGGCUAUUUGUAUCGCUUGCAAAAGGAAACAAGACGGACAAUCUCAGCGAGAUGCUCACUCAAGCCAUGGCCCAGCUUCUCAAAUUGGGCAUGGACACGAGUGAGCGCGGAAAGUGCAUGGAUACAUACAGAUGCGCGGCAGUGAUUGCUCUCCUCUCAUGGAGAAUUCCAGCAACCGAAGAAACGCUGCCUUCUGAACCUUCUGGGACAACAUUAACAUUCGCCGUUGAUAGAAUUUGUCAAAUCAUUGACUCUGGCCGGCCAAAAUCUACACUCUAUGUCCACAUGGCUACACCUGCUUACUUGGCUGGCAUGUGGGCCAGUUCGCCAAAUCAUUGCAAGACGUUGCGGAACUACUGGAAGAAUUGCCAAAUGGGAGACAUUCCCCGUUACUUGGGUGCACAGUUGAGAUGCGAGGAGGCUUGGCGAGACAUGGGUCUAGUCUAG